Molecule: messenger RNA, 1287 nt
Organism: Exophiala spinifera
Lineage: Eukaryota; Fungi; Ascomycota; Eurotiomycetes; Chaetothyriales; Herpotrichiellaceae
Exons: 2
Coding region: 1-1287 (428 amino acids)
Biological process (GO): uroporphyrinogen III biosynthetic process
Molecular function (GO): uroporphyrinogen-III synthase activity
Source: RefSeq, a predicted model, not a curated record
AUGCCGAAACCUUCGACCAUCCCCGUAUUGCUCCUCAAGACUCGAUCGAGCCCCUACGACGCAUACGAAGAGUAUUUUGCGUCCUCCUCUUUGUUGCCAACGAGUAGCACGCCCUCGCCCUCCCCUUCCGUCGCGGAUGGCGGAAGUGGCACCUUCCAAACUCACUUCAUCCCGGUCCUGGAACAUCGACCCAAUGCGCCCAACUUGGAAGGACUGGCCGAGUUGCUAAGAAGUGGGAAUCUGCAAGAUAAAUAUGGUGGGAUGAUAUUCACAAGCCAAAGGGCUGUCGAGGCUUGGACGGAUGUGGUCCAGCGAGUGCGAAUAGAACGGGAUCGGGGACGAGAGAAUGCAACGCAAGAGACACCCACUGUCGAUGACAAUGGAUUGAGCAACUCGAGUCAUCAUGUUAGCGAGACUACAGCGCAUAUGGCGACCGAGGAACCACCUUCCAAACUGGUCGAAGACGACUUUGAAUUUCCAAUCUACACAGUUGGUCCUGCUACGUCACGGGCGCUCAGGACCCUGGUGGAGACAGAAACUCUGGCGGCGGCGGCGGCGUCGUCUUCGCCGUUCGCUCGCCUGCGUCCCACCGUCCUCGGUGAACAUACAGGUAACGGUGGCAGUCUGGCAGAGUACAUACUUUCGCAUUACAACCAGCUCCACGCGCGGAGGCGGUACACAUUCUAUGAUGCGCCGCGGUUACCAUUCACGCCGGUCCUCGGCCCUUUGCACGGUGAGCGUCUGGAACCGGACGACAGCCGGAUCCAGAAGAGAGGCCUAUUGUUUCUAGUAGGUGAGCAACGGCGGGACAUCAUCCCCAAGACACUCAUGGAUAAGGACGGUAAGCUGGGCCCACAGGAGCGAAUCCACGUGGACGAAGUCGAAGUGUACAAGACCGAGACGAUGGAUUCGUUUCAGCAGGACUUUGGGGUCGCGGUGGACGGGUUCAGGAACCAGGGGUUGCCCGUUGUGGUUGUGGUCGUCUUUAGCCCGCAAGGGUGCGAAGCCAUGCUUAAGUCAUUGGGCUUCAUCGACGACGAACACGCCUUGACUGAUACGGCGCGCCUUCGGUGGCAAGAGGCUACCAACCCCGCUUCUAGACGCGAUGCUGACGAACUCAAACCUGUCAUUGUCACCAUAGGACCUACGACGAGGGACCAUCUGAAGAAUAAGUACGGCUUCGAUGCAGAUGUGUGUGCUGAAAAGCCUAGUCCACAAGGCGUGGGCGAGGCACUGAUUGCGUUUUUACAGUCGAAGAAUAUACCUAGUACCUCGGUCCCGAGGUAG